UCGAGUCACCAAUCUAUUAAAAUGGUGGCAUGUUAAGAUUUUUAUUAUUAUUAAAAUUCAUGAAUUAACAAUAUAUGUUAUAUAACAUGGAGUCAUGUGACAUUUAUGUUUUUGUAUCGUAGCAAAUUAUAUAAUUCUCUUUAAGAUAAUGUGCUUCACAGUCAUUUUAUUUUGGAAUGUUAAAUAUAUAGUUUACCGUUAAAAAUGCGGAAGUGUUCAUUUCAAAAUUAAAAAUAUUUUUAUAUUUUUAGUUUUAAAAUCUUGUAAUGAUUCAGUGAGUAGGCUGCAGAAUUUUGACAUCGACGGUGCUUUUCAACAAAUUGUAAUAUUAACUGAUUAUGCAUAUCGCAGCAUAGUAUUUAAACUAACUUUUAAUCUUGUCUUGGCCGGAAUCUCAGAGUGAGAAUCAUCAUCAUGUGUCCAAAUUGUGGAUACGCAAAGUUUUUUGUCAGAACUAUACACACAGUUUUGUGUUUGGGUGUGCCAGUUACACUACUGGUGAAGGAUUCAGCUCUGCGAAGGUCUCUGCUGCCUGAUAAAAUGUUCGACCUAAAGCACUUGGUGUAUGGAUUCUGUUACAUUUGUUUACUACUGUUCUCCCUCAGCACCUACUUCACAGCUUGCUGUAUAAACCCAGGCUAUCUACCUCUUCAGACACACAAAAAGCGUAAAGCUGGCAUGAACAGUAGUGACUCGAGUGAUGAAAUGGAAGACAGUGAUGAUGGUGAAAACAGCAACAUGAUAAAAUCAAUGAAGAAGGCAACAAGAUACCACACAUGUGACAUCUGUGAAACAGAGCAACCAAUGAGGUCAAAGCACUGUGAAGACUGUGGGCGGUGUGUUCGGAAGUAUGACCACCACUGUCCCUGGCUGGAGACGUGCGUGGGCGAACGCAAUCACAGGUUCUUCUGGCUCUUCCUUCUCUCAACAACAGCACUCGUUGUGUGGACUACUCUCAUUGCAUGGAAUGCAAUCGUUAACAAGGUUGGAUGGGAGGAAUGGAUAAAGGUGAACGUCGUGAUCUUCAUUGACCUGGUCAUUCUGAUAAUGGGUGGGAUCAUAGUGUUCGGUCUCUUUUGCUUCCACUCCUACCUGAUGGUGAAGGGCAUGACCACCUGGGAAGCCGUGUCGCGCGAUCGCAUCAGUCACCUCCGAUACCUCGAUGAGGAGUACAACCCAUUUGACGAGGGCUGCUGUAGAAAUAUGUUCUACUUCUUGUGUGUCUGCGGUGUGAGAAACUGGGAGAUGAUAUACUCAAGGAACGCCAAUGUGAAUCAAAAUGCGGCUGGCGUUGUGUGACUGUUGAAGAGACCGUAACGGGUUGAGACCGACGAUGGAAGUGUGAAUUUGCUCAAAAUUAUAGAAAAUGGACGAGAGCACCAUAGCAGCAUUAAGACAUUUACUUUUAUAAAAAGACUAAUUUUGUAGAAAAAAUAUAGAAUAUUGGUAUAUUUUUAAAAUAACAUAAUUAAAUAAAAUCCCUUUUCCCCGCCAAAAGCUACCUAUAAACAAUUUUCAAGCCUAUGUUUUUGAUUAUAUUAUGACUUUUUAUCUCUUAUAUCAAUUUCUUUCAUUUAAUUUUACAGGGUUGCAUAAAAUAAGCAGUGAAAAAGAAUCAGGGCUCAAUAAUUUAGUGUGUAUUUGAAACUGUGUUUGCAAAUGGCUGUGAGAACCUGUUCUCGUCACACCACCCAGGCCCUGUUUUACAAUGCGAUCUUGACGAUUAGCUGUGAGGAGGUCAGAACUCCGACGCACAGGGAGAAAUACUAGAAGAAUUUAUUAACGUACAUAACCUAGUAUGUCUCAAUGAAGGUAGCACUAUGUUCAUUCAUGAUAACUUAGUGGGCUCCUCUACCAUCGAUCUAACCAUAACAUCAAACUGUAUAGGUGCAAAUACCCAAUGGGAGGUGUUAGACGCUCUCAAUAGCGACAACCUCCCUAUUUUAACUAGCUACAAACUCACCUUAAGUGCGUACAGUAGCUAGGCACUUAAGGUGACUUCAGCGCCAAGAUCCCAUUGUAUAAUGAGGGGCAAGACAUAACCCAGUAGUACAGUGCUCGUUUGAUGCACAGUCGGUGUGGGAUCGAUCCUCGUCACAGGGUCCAUUGGGCUAUUUCUCAUUCCAGCCAGUGCACCACGACUGGUAUAUCAAAGGCUGUGGUAUGUACUACCCUGUCUGUGGGAU
Messenger RNA from Gigantopelta aegis, 2186 nucleotides. Its product is annotated as palmitoyltransferase ZDHHC12-A-like. Gene Ontology annotation, molecular function: protein-cysteine S-palmitoyltransferase activity. Lineage: Eukaryota; Metazoa; Mollusca; Gastropoda; Neomphalida; Peltospiridae. The transcript is spliced from 5 exons. The coding region runs from base 415 to 1299 and encodes 294 amino acids. Gene Ontology annotation, cellular component: endoplasmic reticulum; Golgi apparatus. The record is from RefSeq and is a predicted model, not a curated record. Gene Ontology annotation, biological process: protein targeting to membrane; peptidyl-L-cysteine S-palmitoylation.